Aureobasidium subglaciale EXF-2481 is the source of this 1459-nucleotide messenger RNA. RefSeq lists its product as uncharacterized. The record is from RefSeq and is a predicted model, not a curated record. The coding region runs from base 26 to 1459 and encodes 477 amino acids. Gene Ontology annotation, molecular function: monooxygenase activity; FAD binding. Gene Ontology annotation, biological process: secondary metabolite biosynthetic process. Lineage: Eukaryota; Fungi; Ascomycota; Dothideomycetes; Dothideales; Saccotheciaceae. The transcript is spliced from 5 exons.
GGCCCACUCUCGAUUUCACUCCAAUAUGCACAACUCUACGUCCAUCCCGUCCUACCCGACUCGAUGUACCACUUUUUUGGAUGAUCUCGCAAAAGACAUUCACGAUUCGCGUCAUCUCAAUGGUAACACCAAUGGGUCGCGUGCAAACGAGCCGGGUGUCAUUCCACCUCGGGCUCUUGUGCCCUUAGAUAUCAUAAUUGUGGGGGCGGGUCUCGGUGGUUUGGCUACCAGCAUCGCACUGUCCAGACGAGGUCACAAAGUGAGGGUUCUGGAACAGGCGACUGCUCUAGGAGAGGUCGGCGCGGGAAUUCAGAUCCCCUCGAAUUCGAGUCGGAUCUUGCUAGAUUGGGGACUUGGAUCUUUCCUCAAGGGUAAAGUGGUGGAGCCUGAGAACAUCACAUUUCGAAGAUGGGAGGAUGGCUCUGCGGUUGGCUUCACAAAGCUAAUUCCCGAAUUUCAAAAGAGCUUCGAUGCGCCAUACUACGUUGUACACCGGGCUGACUUUCACGAUGCCAUGCACAAGCUUGCACUCGAGCUCGGAGUCGAGGUUCUUGUAUCGAGUAGAGUUGUCCGUUACAAUUCAGAGGAUGCGGCGGUUGAGACUGCAAACGGCAGAAAGUAUAGCGGGGACUUGGUCAUCGCAGCCGAUGGAGUUAAAUCACUGGCGCGAGCAGUCAUCAUCGGCACUACUGCAUCGCCGCCUGUACCAACAGGGUUUGCUGCCUAUAGAGCAACAGUUGACGUCGAGAAGAUGAAGGAGGAUCCCGAAAUUGCCUGGCUGCUGGAAACAUCAGCACUAAACGUUUGGAUCGGCGAGGAUCGACAUGUCAUGACUUAUACCAUUGCAGGGGGACGAUCAUUUAACAUGGUCCUGUCUCAUAUCGAUCACACUGAUAUGGUAACCUGGAGACAAGAGAACGUGGUCCAAGAUAUCCGGGACUCAUUCGCUGGCUGGGAUCCUUGUCUGAUGAAAAUCAUUCACUUGAUUGACAAAGGGUUGAAGUGGCCAUUGUUGAGCGGAGAAGUGCUCAAUAGAUGGCUUGAUCCAAGCGGUAAGCUACUGCUCAUUGGAGAUGCUGCUCACGCUAUGGUUCCCUACAUGUCUCAAGGGGCUGCAAUGGCAGUCGAAGACGGUGCAGCCCUAGGGGAGAUAUUGAGUAUCGUCGAGCACAAGUCACAGAUCCACUCGGCCCUGAGUGUCUUCGAGCGGGUCCGCAUGCAACGGACAAGUCAGAUGCAAGAAGCAAGUCUUCUGAAUGGAAAGAUCUGGCAUUUCGCAGAUGGUCCAGAACAGAGAGCGAGGGACGCAUCGAUGAGAGCAGAAGUAGAAGGGAAACAGUUCAUCUCUAGCCCUAAUCAAUGGAGUGACCCGGUCACGCAGUGGUGGGCGUAUGGAUAUAGAGCUGCUGACGAAGUUGUCAAGGCCUGGAAGGAAAGCCUGUCAGCCAAGAAUUUAUAA